Molecule: messenger RNA, 2963 nt
Organism: Benincasa hispida (wax gourd)
Lineage: Eukaryota; Viridiplantae; Streptophyta; Magnoliopsida; Cucurbitales; Cucurbitaceae
Biological process (GO): intracellular monoatomic cation homeostasis
Cellular component (GO): mitochondrial inner membrane
Molecular function (GO): calcium ion binding; ribosome binding
Source: RefSeq, a predicted model, not a curated record
ACACUAGACUUCAGCGAUUCGGCUCCAUAAGCCGUAGCUGUAACAACUAUUCUUCAACCUCUCUAAAACCCCAUUUCCUUCCUCCGGCAACUCUUCUCUUCCAUUGCUCUCUCCCCCUUCCAUUCCCUUUACUUUCUCCCUUGCAGGCGCUUUCUGUUGCUACCUCCGCUGACUCUUAGCCUGCUCAAGAAACGUUCAUGCAUAUAUGCUCAUAAAGGUAGUAUAGUUUGAUAAUGGCUUUCAAUGCAAUUUUAAGACGGAAGAGGUUUAUUUCUCAUUAUGAGAACUCGUACAUACGCACAAUUCAAAGUUUACAGUUGACUGGGGAUGCUAGUCAGAAUGCUGGCUCACGUGGUUCUGUUUCCAAAAAUGAUGAUCCCUCUGCUAUUUCUAAUUAUGGUAUAGAAAAUAGAACUGGACCUCUUGCCAAGAAAGGUGAAUUGCUUAAUUUUACAGGAGUUCAGAAGUUUAGGCAAAUAUGCUAUAGCAUUCCAGUACCAGAUCAUGGAGGUUUCAAUGUUUAUACUCCUGGCAGAAUUGGAUUGAUAUCACAAUCCAUCCGCAAUGCUUCCACUUCUGCGGCUAAACAACCUGAUUUGAGCAGUGAUGAAGAGGAUAACAAUGAAUUGGUUGCUAAAAAGAGGAAGGAAGCAUCUCCAGAGGAAUGUGAUCAAGCUGUGGAAGGUCUAAGCACCGCCAAAGCCAAAGCAAAGGCUAGACGAUUGCAAGAGUCUAAAAGCAUAGUUACCAACAGUUUGCAAAAACUAUGGGCAAUCAUCAUCGGGAUAGGUCCAGCUGUAAGGGCCAUUGCUUCAAUGAGCAGAGAGGACUGGGCAAAGAAGCUCGUUCACUGGAAAGAAGAAUUUGUGUCAACCUUACAACAUUACUGGUUGGGUUUCAAACUUUUGUGGGCUGAUGUGAGGAUUAGUUCAAGAUUGCUUCUAAAACUUGCUGGUGGGAAGAAUCUCUCAAGGCGAGAGAGACAACAGCUCACCCGGACCACAGCUGAUAUCUUUCGACUGGUUCCUUUUGCCGUUUUUAUCAUAGUUCCAUUCAUGGAAUUUCUGCUGCCAGUCUUUCUUAAAUUAUUUCCCAACAUGUUACCAUCAACUUUUCAAGACAAGAUGAAAGAACAGGAAGCAUUGAAAAGGAAGCUUAAUGCAAGAAUAGAGUAUGCUAAGUUCCUUCAAGACACAGCCAAGGAAAUGGCGAAAGAAGUUCAGAACUCAAGAAGUGGAGAAAUUAAGAAGACAGCUGAAGAUCUUGAUGAGUUUUUAACCAGGUUGAGGACUGGUGCUCGUGUUUCUAAUGAGGAAAUUUUAGGAUUUGCGAAGCUGUUCAAUGAUGAGCUCACAUUAGAUAAUAUCAGCAGGCCUCGGUUAGUAAAUAUGUGCAAGUACAUGGGCAUCAGCCCGUUUGGAACCGAUGCAUAUUUACGAUAUAUGCUCCGUAAAAGAUUGCGAUGGAUAAAGGAAGAUGAUAAGUUAAUACAAGCAGAAGGUGUGGAGACCCUUUCUGAAUCUGAGCUUCGUGAAGAUUGUCGGGAGAGAGGCAUGCUUGGAUUACUCUCAGUAGAAGAAAUGCGCCAACAGCUUUGUGAUUGGUUGGAUCUGUCACUUAACCAUUCUGUUCCAUCUUCACUGUUGAUCCUUUCAAGAGCGUUCACAGUAUCUGGAAAGUUGAAACCAGAGGAAGCUGUCCUGGCUACAUUGUCUUCCCUGCCAGAUGAGGUUGUGGACACCGUUGGUUUUACUGCUCUGCCAUCUGAAGAUUCCAUAUCAGAAAGGAGGAGAAAGUUAGAAUUCCUUGAGAUGCAGGAAGAAAUGAUCAAGGAGGAGGAAGAGAAAGAAGAAGAGGAACAAGCUAAAUUGAAGGAAUCAAAAUCCAGCCAAGAAGAUAUAGCUUUGAAGGAGAUAGUCAACCCCAUGGCAAGAGAAGCUAUAGAACAAGCUAGAGCAAAAGCUUCAGAAAAACAAGAGCACCUCUGUGAAGUCAGUCGUGCAUUGGCUGUUUUAGCUUCUGCCUCUUCCGUCAGUAGGGAGCGUGAAGAAUUCCUGCAGCUUGUGAAUAAGGAGAUAGAACUCUAUAAUAGCAUGGUGGGAAAAGAAGGCACAGAUGGUGAAAAGGAGGUUAUGGAGGCAUAUAGAGCUGCUCGAGAAGAAAGUGAUCAAUCUACUGAAGCGUCAGAAGGAGAUGAGAUUUCAUCAGCACUUGUUGAAAGAGUUGAUGCUAUGCUUCAAAAACUAGAAAAGGAAAUUGAUGAUGUGGAUGCCAAAAUUGGCGAUCGUUGGCAAUUACUAGACAGGGAUUUUGAUGGUAAAGUAACUCCUGAAGAGGUUGCUGCUGCUGCUAUGUACUUAAAAGAUACAUUAGGAAAGGAAGGCAUCCAAGAGUUAAUCAGCAGUCUUUCCAAAGAUAAAGAUGGUAAAAUUCUGGUAGAAGACAUUGUGAGAUUGGGCAGUCAAGCAGAAGAUGCUAACUCUGAACAUUGAAAAUAUCAACAAUUAUACAAGGUAAAAGAUUCACAUUUUUUUGAUAUAGCAGCUUUCUGAACUCUCGUAUGGGUAGACUAGUUUAAACCAAAAUCCGAGCCAUUUCUCUUUUCGGGAAACAGUUAAAUCUUCAAACUUGAAGCCGAACAUAGGAAAUACUUUUAGGAAUCGUUCCUGUGGUCAUGUAAUCAAUCUAUUGGUUAGCUUCAUAAAUACGUGCAAACUAAAUGAUAGGAAAAAUUUUACAUUGUAUUGGGGAACUCAAAAUUUAGAAACUAUAAGAUGUAAUAUUGUAGUAAUUAAUGCCUUAUCCAUGUUUUGGAGUUGGUGAAUAGAAAUAUUAGCAGAAAAGUUGGUCCCAAGAAGUCCGUAAAUGGUGGCUGCUGUCUUCUUCAGUUUUGUUUCAUAUACAUGGACAGGUUUCUACUUAUUUUAUUUAUUAUUAUUUUUUGCUAAAAUUAGAAAGUAAAA